GAUACGCUGUAGGCGAACAUGUUGGUAAUUUUCCCACGUGUAGACGUCUAUAAAAACCGACUUAGACACAAGUUAUAGCAGGCUUCACCAUGGGCAUGGGCAAGGCGUUGUGUCUGUUCGUUUGUUUGGGAGCUGUGUUCUCCCAGCCACCCACCAAACCUAACAUUGUGGUGGUUAUGUUGGACGAUGUCGGUUAUAAUGACGUUGGCUGGAACAACCCACACAUCAAGACGCCAAAUUUGGACAAAAUGGCACGUGAAGGAGUCACCCUCAACAACUCUUACUCUCAACCCGUGUGCUCUCCAUCCAGGGCGGCCCUUCUCACAGGCCGUUACCCACAUAACGUGAACAUGGACGGUGCUGCUACAUUCGGUCCCACCAUACCGGACGGCUUGGAUUUGAAGUACUGGAUUUUACCACAGAAAUUAAAAGAACUAGGCUACACUACACACGCCAUUGGAAAAUGGCACUUGGGAUUUUGCGAUUGGAAGUACACUCCAACAGAACGCGGAUUUGACACCUUCUUCGGCUUUUACUUGGGCGCAAAUGAUUACUUCACCCAUCGCACCACAAUUGGCAAAGAUGGCUUUGAUGGUCUCGAUCUGCGGUUCAACAAGACCCUCGUGACAGACAAAGAUGGUGUAUACGAUACAAACAUGUGGUCCGACCGAGCUGUGGAAAUCAUCAAGAAUCACGACAAAAACGCACCGUUUUUUGUCUACGUGGCUUAUAACGGGAUUCACGGUCCGCUCAGGGCUCCUCAAGACGCCAUCGCCAAAUAUCCUAAGAUCUCUAACGGCAACCGAAGGACAGUUGGAGCAAUGAUGUCCGUUAUCGACGAAGGAGUGGCUAACAUCACUAAGGCCCUUACUGACAGUGGCAUUAUGGAUAAUACCUUCUUUCUCUUCCUGUCCGACAACGGCGGUCAGUAUGGCUCUGGUAACAAUUACCCGCUACGUGGCGCCAAGAGCACAUUCUUCGAGGGGGGUAUGAGAACCCCUGCCUUUGUUUCCGGUGGACUUCUGAAGAAAAAAGGCUACACACACAAUGGAUUGUUCCACAUAGCUGACUGGACCCCGACUAUUCUUUCCCUUGCCGGUGGGGACGUUACUGGUGAAAACCUAGAUGGUAUCGAUAUGACGAAGACCGUUUUGGAAGGUGCCAACUCCAGCAGAGACGAAAUUAUUCACUUCCUGAGCCAGAGAAAUCUUCCAGAUUCUCCUCCAGUCAGACAGCAAGGUGUUAUUAGACAAGGCGACUGGAAACUCAUCGAGGGCCAUGUGGGUCAUGACCUUGACGACUGGUACCAAGAUCCAUUUGACCUUGAAGGUCAGGCCGGCGCCACUAGGUGGCGGCGUGGCUUAGGUGGCAAAAACAAGGACAAGCUCAACAAAACACCCAAGGUUCCUAAGGUUAGGACAACGAGAGCCCCAAAACCUGCCAAGGUAACCAAGGUGCCUGGUACAACUGUAGACAAGGUGCGACCUAGCGGAAGCAGGGAAUACGUCACAUACCUGUUUAACAUCAAAGACGAUCCCUACGAGCGCACUGAUCUUUCUGCGCAAUACCCAGAGUUAGUCCAGCGGCUACAGAACAGGCUCCGUGAACUACACAAGACUUAUCCUAAUCUGAAAAAAUACCAGGAGAGUGAGCUGUCUAACCCAGACAACUGGGGUGGUGCCUGGAGUCCCGGAUGGUGUACUGCGGAGAACAGUGUAACCGAGCCAGUGAUUGGCUAAAUGAGACUGGUCAUUCGAUUUUUGACGCGUGCGCGAGAGGGUCGAAAACAAACUGUGUUACUUUAAAGAAAAAUUGGCUUUUAACUGUCACUUUUGUCAGGAAUGCAUCAAUGGUAUUAUGUAAUGAUUAAAGAUAGAAUUGAAUUUAAAAGAAUUCUUCUUACC
This is a messenger RNA of Lingula anatina, 1904 nucleotides long. Its product is annotated as arylsulfatase J. The record is from RefSeq and is a predicted model, not a curated record. Gene Ontology annotation, molecular function: sulfuric ester hydrolase activity. NCBI's taxonomy places the organism in Eukaryota, Metazoa, Brachiopoda, Lingulata, Lingulida, Lingulidae.